CUGCUCCUAGCUGUGCUCUACCUCGCUCCUCUGUGCCACUACAUCCUACAGACAGACAGGCAGCGGCCAAGCCAAGCUUCCAUCAUGAACGACAUCUACAAAGCAGCGGUAGAGCAGCUGACAGACGAGCAGAAAAAUGGUAUGUAAAAUGUGUUCAUCCUCAGUGUUUCCCCUAGGAAUUCUUUCAGUAGCGGUGGCAAAGUCGUAUUUUUUUUUUGUGGUGGCCACAAUUUCGCAGCGUGGGUGCGCCGCUGCUAAAAACAUAUAGGGGAAACACUACAUCUGAAUUUCUUUAUGGUUUACUAAUCUAUGUCGGUCUCUGAGGCCUAUGCAUAAAUGUUUCUUCAUGUGGGAUAUAUAUCUUCAACUCUACUAAAUUUAAUCACAUCUAAAUCAAUAUUUGGCCUAAAAUGUGUACCAUUCUCUCCUUCAGGCCAAGAUGAAAAGUACAUUCUAGAUAUCUCAGAGGAUCAAUUUUUUUAUUUAUUUAACUAGUUAAGAACAAAUUCUUAUUUACAAUGACGGCCUACCAAACCCAGACGAAGCUGGGCCAAUUGUGCGCCGCCCUAUGGGACUCCCAAUCACGGUCGAAUAAAAUGACAGCCUGGAUUCAAACCAGGGACUACAGUGACACCUCUUACACUGAGAUACAGUGCCUUAGACCGCUGCACCACUCGUAGGAACCAAAUCAUUUGAUUGACUAAAAAAAGUAUAUCUUACACUAAAGUAGCCUACACAUAGAACUGACCAUGAAAACAAAAGGGGAGGGGGGAGAAGAAGAAGAACUGACCGUGGUCAUGUGCUGUGCUGUGCUGUGUGUUGCAGAGUUCAAGGCAGCCUUUGACAUCUUCGUCCAGGAUGCAGAGGAUGGCUGCAUCAGCACCAAGGAGCUGGGCAAGGUGAUGAGGAUGCUGGGGCAGAACCCCACCCCCGAGGAGCUGCAGGAGAUGAUCGACGAGGUGGAUGAAGACGGCAGUGGGACGGUGGACUUUGACGAGUUCCUGGUGAUGAUGGUGAGGUGCAUGAAAGACGACAGCAAAGGAAAGACAGAGGAGGAACUGGCGGACCUCUUCCGCAUGUUUGACAAGAAUGCGGACGGCUACAUAGACCUGGAGGAGCUGAAGGGGAUGCUGGAGGCCACAGGGGAGGCCAUCACCGAGGAUGACAUCGAGGAGCUCAUGAAGGACGGGGACAAGAACAACGACGGGAAAAUCGACUAUGACGAGUUCUUGGAGUUUAUGAAAGGAGUAGAAUAAACAGCAUCAAGAGAAGACAGAGUCCGCUGACCCUUAGUGAUAUUUUUUCUAUUUCUCUUGAACAUCAUAGACAUCUACAGAAAGCCGGAAGUUGACUUUUGGAUGUCAUCGGCAGAACUUCUGAACGACUUUGCAAGACUUAGUUCAAUCAUCUGAUUGCUUGUGUAUUUUUAUAACUUUUUACAAUUUCUUGCAUUGUUGUAAAUACUGUCUGUAACCUGUUUUAGGUGCCCCAUACACUGCGUUUGAGUAAAUGUAACCAACCGAAAUAUUCACAUUAACAACUCACAUAUCACUUCAGUUUGCCUACUUGAACUAUGCAUUAUUGUUUAACUUCAAAUGCAUAUGAAUUUCUGCAGUGCCACAAACAGUUUACAAAUCUCUUAUUUUUCCAAGUUGCUGAUGUUGUGCUGCCGGACAGAAUGCUGUUUGAAAUACAUCCUUUUAGGCAUGGGACAGUACAUCUGUCCCUGUAAGUCCCUGUAAUUAUACCAUACUUUGAUUAGCCCGUUAGUAGUCUAAACAUACAUUGAAAUGCAAUGUAGCCACAGCGGCACAAUGCAACGGUUGUAUGUUUUAACAGAUUCCCUCAGGGCCAUUUAAUCUGCUGGAGAGCCUGUGAUGGAUGUACACGCCAUACGUCUGCAUAGAAUGUACAGUCAAGUAAUAAAUGUGUUCGCCAAAGCAAC
Oncorhynchus kisutch (coho salmon) is the source of this 1945-nucleotide messenger RNA. RefSeq names its product troponin C, slow skeletal and cardiac muscles. The transcript is spliced from 5 exons. Gene Ontology annotation, cellular component: myosin II complex. Lineage: Eukaryota; Metazoa; Chordata; Actinopteri; Salmoniformes; Salmonidae. The record is from RefSeq and is a predicted model, not a curated record. Bases 750 to 1256 code for a protein of 168 amino acids. Gene Ontology annotation, molecular function: calcium ion binding.